Messenger RNA from Echinostoma caproni, 618 nucleotides. The record is from the annotation of a GenBank genome assembly. Lineage: Eukaryota; Metazoa; Platyhelminthes; Trematoda; Plagiorchiida; Echinostomatidae.
AUGGUCGAGAUCACAGAUCUGACAUAUGCCAUGGUUCAUCGACGCGACAUUGACCAAAUUCACUGCAACGAAACUUCCAUUUCGGAAGAAGCUCCGUCGAAGACAUUCAUGAAAAUCCGCCUUGUGAGACGCCGUCCACAUUUACUGAAGGCAAAGGCGACAGCCCCUAUUCCAGGAAUGUCUACAGAUGAGCAUACCGCACUGGCUCUCCAACGACCCAUCAGAAGAGCAAGCCAAUUUGCCGAACCUCUCUUGGGGGAGAAGAGUUGUGGUGAUCCAGGCCUACGUGAUGACGCCUACCCUGGAGUGCGAUGGGCGGAGGAGGCGGUGAUUAUUGGCCGUUUAGGGAGGGAAUCGAAUUUCACCGAGCUGACGGAAUUCAUCCGAAACCGUGCCAAGGUCGCUAGCAGUCGCUCCGGACUCGCCAGCAUGAGUAGGCAAGAAGAGAAACAUCACGUCAAAGAACGAAUUUACGAGAUUCUGAGAAGUUCUAGAAGCGCAAACAACUAUGCAGCAGUAGGGGAACGUGGCACACCCAGUUGCUCUAUGUAUCGUUUAAAUCACGAGUUAUCCGCGUGUGAGAAAUUUGUGCAACUAGAAGUUCCGGACCGUUGGUAA